CCCCUCCUCUCCAUUGCCUCUCUGCCAUAGGGAGCACACUAGUGCUGCUUCUGCUUUCAUCCUUCUCCAAGCCCUAGCCUCUACACACGACUGCGUCUCAAAAUGGUUGCCUGAUUAGUGAGCCUCCUUUUAUUCUAUAUCUUUCAGUCAGAGAACGAGAACAGGGGAGACAUAUAAGUGUCUCUCUAUCGCAGCAAUCUAGAAUUUCUAGAUCAAAAAAUACCCUACGCUCUUUUUUUUUCAUUGCCUGCAUGUGUGUUGUGUACAGUUGAAGGAAAUGCAGGCCUUAAAAUGCAAACAUCUUCAAAUUAAAAGGCAAAAAUUAUCUAAGCAGGUAUUAAAGUAGAAGAAAAUUUUCCUAUGUCAUUCUCAAAAAAAGGACGGAAAGCGUUUUUGAGCAAGGCAGAUUGGUCUUUCUCACUACGAGGCAUUUGGCAAUGGAAUUCAGUGCCUCAUCUGUGUUCGAUCCUCACAAAGAUGCGGUUGAGGAGGUGGAUAUAAAUGUUGUCUUUCAAGCAGCUGCAAAUGGGGAUGUCAACACGUUAACCACAAUCAUACGGGAAGAUCCGUCUAUUUUGGAAUGCUGCGAUGGGGAAGGAUCAACACCCCUUAUGCACGCAGUUUCUGGCAGGCAGGUGGACACUGUGAAACUUCUGCUGAAGAUGGGAGCUUCCAUCAACACUCAGGAUGCAUGUGGGAGAACGUCGCUAUCCCUUGCAACAUACCUUGGCUGGCUUGAAGGCUGUGUUUGCCUGUUGCGGAACGGGGCCAAGCAGAACAUCCCUGACAAGAACGGACGGCUUCCGAUUCACGCAGCCACGGCGGAAAACGAUGUCAAAUUGAUGGCAGUCCUGUUGCAGCAAUCCAUGGUCUCCGAAAUAAACCAUCAGGACAAUGAGGGUAUGACAGCGCUGCACUGGGCUUCCUUCCAUAACCGCCCAGCACAUGUACAGGCCCUCCUGCAGAAAGGGGCAGAUCCAACCCUGGUGGACAAAGACUUCAAAACAGCUCUUCAUUGGGCAGUGCAGAGUGGCAGUAGGUACAUGUGCUCUCUUAUCCUGGCCCAUCCUCUUGGCUCCUCUGUCAUCAACUACGACGACGAGAACGGGAAGACCUGCGUCCAUAUCGCUGCUGCGGCCGGUUACAGUGACAUCAUCGUGGAACUGGCGCUCUUCAGCGAGACAAACCUGCAAGCCCUGGAUGUGGAUGAAAGGACUCCGCUUCAUUGGGCCUCAGCAGCCGGGAAGGAGGACUGUGUCCAGGCGUUACUUCAGCUCGGAGCGGCGCCUGCCCCCAGGGACAUCAAUGAAAACACGCCACUGACAUAUGCAAUGUACUGCGGUCAUACAGCCUGCAUCAAACUCCUCUCAGGUGUCAAUAGAUUGGAUUCUCCGCGGCAGCACAAGUCACAGGGCGUGUGUGACACGGCCCAGAAGAAAGACGGAAAAUUCCACAUGUUCAACCAAAUCUUCUCCUGUAAAAGGAAGAAGGAGAACAACAAGGUGGGGAAGCAAGAGCUGAGUUGUGGGGACGAACUGCCAGCAGAAGAUACGUCGGAAGUGGACGACAUCAUCACCACGUUUGACAGCAUCAUGGAGGCCACUUCAACCAGCACCACUUCCGCCAAGGAAAAGGGAGAGGAGGACUUAAAGACUAAGGUCCAGUUGAUCAGAGUGCAGAAACCCCAGGAACUGGAUAACUAUGUGGAGGACUUUAAAUCACUCUCUGUAAGGAUGCAAUGUCUUCCCCCGAUUAGUCUUGGCAAUUCCUGGUUGUUGGGAUCCCAUAAUUCUGUGCAGCAAAACGAUCAAACAGUGUCCCCUCUGCACCCACUUGCUCAUCCGUCUCAGAAGAGCAAAAGUGAGCAUAACUUGUCGGACAGUCAUCUUGAGGCCCGGACUAGAGAAAGCGGUGUCUCUAAAAUGGAAUCCCGCCAGACGUUUUUAGCCACUAAAUCCUGGAUAUCCCAAAGGACGAGGAGUCUGUUGGACAAACAUGAGAUGUCCAGCAAUGUGGAUGUCCUCUACUCCAACCUAGUCCCAUAUAUACAGAAGGAUGAACACGUCCUAAAUUCGCAACUGCUGCCCAAUGACAGGCUGAAGAUGAGAGAGACUCGGAACUGCUUGGCAUCAAUCCGUGACCAAUGUUCUCUUCGUUUUUCUUUACCAACGGACGAAGUCUCCAAAGGCGUAAAGAAGUCUAAGUCCCUGCCACUACAGUCCAUGGAGCAGAGCUUUGGGGGACUUCCCCCACCCGUCACAUCCAAGUCACAGAGGUUAAGUAAGCCACAAAGCCAGUCGCUGUGCUAUUUCCUACCUAUGCUGAACGGAGAGCCUCUGAGAACUGUUCAGGUCCUCCCUGCCAUCCCCUCCCAGAGAAGGCAUAGUGCGACGGUGACGGAACCAAAACCAGGUGCUGACAGUUUUGUCAACAGAACCUGAGUUCAAUUCCAGCAUUCUUUGAGGGCAAAGAGAUUAUUCACUGUUAUUCAGCUGGCUGUACAGCUAAUUGUACAGUUGAACUUUGAAUUGAUGAACAUCAAGACGCAUAUUGCAGAGGAUACCUUUAUUACUUUUUGACAAGUUUAGGUUGUAUAUUGAAUCGUAAAGAAUUUAAUAAUUUGUCUUGCAUUUGUCUUAUCACUACUAAUUUACACUUUAAUAUUUAUGAACAAAUAUUACUAUAAUUUUCUACAUAUUUUUACUUAACGGACAACUCCACAAAUUGGCAUGCAUUGUGUACUUUUGGCACUUUAAAUAUGAUCCAGAUUGUAAUGUCACAUACUGGUUUACAAAUCAAAUAAAGUAUGACAUUAUGA
This is a messenger RNA of Gadus morhua (Atlantic cod), 2818 nucleotides long. RefSeq names its product ankyrin repeat domain 55 (gene ankrd55). The coding region runs from base 438 to 2441 and encodes 667 amino acids. The transcript is spliced from 11 exons. The record is from RefSeq and is a predicted model, not a curated record. Lineage: Eukaryota; Metazoa; Chordata; Actinopteri; Gadiformes; Gadidae. Gene Ontology annotation, molecular function: protein binding. Gene Ontology annotation, cellular component: cytoplasm.